Messenger RNA from Saccoglossus kowalevskii, 2252 nucleotides. RefSeq lists its product as uncharacterized. NCBI's taxonomy places the organism in Eukaryota, Metazoa, Hemichordata, Enteropneusta, Harrimaniidae. The record is from RefSeq and is a predicted model, not a curated record.
ACCAAACAUAAAAACUAACCACUUUCAUUGCACAGUGUGGCGUGAAGUGUCGAAGAGACACGGUCAAAGCAAGGCCUAUAUAUCCAUUCACACCAUGAGGUGACGGGUGAUUCCCAACGCUUCCAGAUCAUAGACUGAUACUUGAUAUUUGCAAUAAUUACGGUGUCUAAUUUUUAAGAUAUUUUGAAGAUUUUCAAGAAAAGCCGUGGACGCUUAAAGAUUCCAAUCAACAUGGCCCACAGUAAAGCAAUAUUAUUCCUGUCUCUGAUAGUUACGACGUUAUUAUGCAUAGGUGCACAGCAAAUUGAUGUCGGACCGUCUGACGAGACUAAAAGAGAAGGUAGUGACGUAAUGUUUAAUUGCACGGUGUCCGACAACAAUGGAACGCAGGUUAAAUGGAUUCAUAAUUCAGAAGGGCUGACUACAGAAUCCGAAAUUAUUACCGACGAUAAUCGGGUAUCUCUCACUGGCGACCAAUCACGGGGCGAAUACAAUUUAAAUAUUGUGAAUCUCGGAAGUGACGACGCUGGCACGUAUAUCUGUGUAAUCGAUGAGGGCAAUCCUAGUGGCACUGAUCCAAGUUCCAGCGCAACACUCAUUAUAAUUCCUGCCAUUGCUCCAGACAGUGGCUCUCCGACCUGCGAAGCUAAUACCCCAAGCUACGACGAAGGUGUUACUGCAAAUGUUGUGUGCACAUCAAAGGGUGGUAACCCCAAGCCUGACCUUAUUUGGAGCAUGGGAGGUCAAGAUUUAGUGGCAGUUGCUAGCAAUUCGGCCGAUGGCAACGAGUUGACGUACAGCUUCGUCCUGAGCCCGGUAUACCAAGGUUCUACGUUCACGUGCACGUCACAACAUCCAACAUAUUCAGUCGCAAAACAAUGCAGUAUUGGGCCGAUUUCUAUAAAUUUGAUUCCACGAGUUCAAGUCAGCGUCAGUCCCGAAAUGUUAGAGUUGUACGAAGGCCAGGAAGGUACCAUAAAUUGUCUGGCUACUGGCGACCCACCAGUCACUGGCUACACCUGGCACUAUGGGAGUAGCCGCAUCAACAGCACCGACAAGAGAUUCCGAGCGAAUGAAGGCGACAGCAGUCUCACUAUAGUCAGUGCUGUUAACAGUAUGGAUGGCGCACAGAUUAAGUGCGUUGCAAGCAACAGCAUCGACUCGCAGCUAGCGACUGCUACCAUCACGAUAGUUCCCGCACCAACCGAAGAAGGAUACAGCCUGAAUUUUCAUUAUUGCCAUUGGCGCGCUUAUACUGAGUUUAGUAGUGUUUGUUUGUUGUAUCAUUCCUCUUAUAAUUUACUGUUGUUAUAAACGAAACCUGAAAGAAAAGAAAAAAAGAAAGAAAUGCGACUGACCAUUAAAAAAGAAAAAGCUGCUAUCGCCGCCGAAAGCGCAACUGGACAAAACUACUACGUAGAAUACGAGGGAAAACGGAAAAGGCGACGAAGGAAAAAGCAGAAACAUUCAGUUGUCAUCAAGCACAACGUCGUGGAUCCAAUUAGCGGUCAGGUAAAGAGUACAAAGUCGAACGGUACCGCUAACAGAAGAACUAGCGACGAUUACGAAGCGCCGAUUCGAAGCUCGAAGCGUUCCCGAUCUGAGAAACGAUCGCGGUCCGAGUCCCCAAGUAAAUCUAAAUCUCUAGGUGACACCAACCGUUCACAGAGUGAAGACCGGUCAUCUUCCACGAAAGGAAGGCGCCCUCUCCACCAUAAGGUCUCACUCUCCCCGGGUGAGUAUCUCGCGAGAGCUGACUUGGAAGAUAAGGUCCACCAAGUCGAAGAUCUUCAGAAAUCGCUGACAAUAUCGCCGGAAAGAGAGCGAAAACACCGUCGGAGACGUCACGAAAGGUCACGAGACAACAGACGUAACCAUGAACGCCGGGACAAAGCACAGAAAGACUAAAUACUUAACCAAAGUUGAAGUGACUCUAGAUGUAAAGAAGGGUGGGACUAUAUGUAUAACAACGAGUACCAGGAAAACAAAAUUAUGAUAGUCAAGAGAAAAACUUUUUCUUUAUGGUUUUUUUGUCAAGAUGUUAGUGAAGGGUGUGCCUUAAUUCGCGAAUUAGAACCUCUUUGCAGUUAAUUUUGCCAACGACUUACAGUACUGACUGAAUACCUGUAAGUUCCAGUAUUGACAGAACAAUACUUCUUUGAAGUUAGUGUGUGAACAUUUCUAGUGUAAAUACUCUGUACAUAGUCUUUAUUGUAAAAUAAUUAAUGACGUAUUUUUUCUAUUGGCUAUAA